Cucurbita pepo subsp. pepo (vegetable marrow) is the source of this 1635-nucleotide messenger RNA. Its product is annotated as CBL-interacting serine/threonine-protein kinase 9. The record is from RefSeq and is a predicted model, not a curated record. Gene Ontology annotation, molecular function: protein serine/threonine kinase activity; ATP binding. Gene Ontology annotation, biological process: protein phosphorylation; signal transduction. NCBI's taxonomy places the organism in Eukaryota, Viridiplantae, Streptophyta, Magnoliopsida, Cucurbitales, Cucurbitaceae.
GGAUCAGCAAAUUUGGGGUGUUUUUGUUUUCUCCAUUUUUAUUCUUUUUGUUUUGCCGACGUGGUGGAGAAUGAACGUGAAAACUCCGGCGACGAGGACUCGUGUUGGGAAGUACGAGCUCGGCAAAACCCUCGGCGAAGGCACUUUUGCUAAGGUCAAGUUCGCGAAGAAUGUUGAGAAUGGUGAUUAUGUCGCCAUCAAGAUUCUCGACCGGGAACAAGUUCUUCGCCACAAGAUGGUCGAGCAGAUUAAAAGAGAGAUAUCGACUCUGAAAGUUAUCAAGCAUCCGAACGUUGCUAAGAUUUAUGAGGUUAUGGCAAGCAAAUCAAAAAUCUACAUUGUUCUUGAGUUUGUGGAUGGAGGCGAGCUUUUUGACAAAAUAGCCGCAAAGGGAAGGCUCAAAGAGGAUGAGGCAAGGAAAUAUUUCCAGCAACUUAUUAAUGCUGUAGAUUACUGCCAUAGUAGAGGAGUGUACCAUCGAGAUCUGAAGCCUGAAAAUCUUCUUUUAGAUUCACAUGAUGUUCUUAAGGUGUCAGAUUUUGGAUUGAGUGCAUUUUCACAGCAAGUACGAGGGGAUGGUCUUCUUCACACUGCCUGUGGGACCCCAAACUACGUAGCUCCCGAGGUCUUCAACGAUAAAGGUUAUGAUGGUACAUCAUCUGAUAUUUGGUCAUGCGGGGUCAUUCUCUUUGUUCUUAUGGCUGGCUUCUUGCCUUUUGACGAGCCAAAUCUGAUGUGUUUGUAUACGAAAAUUUCGAAGGCUGAUUUCUGCUUUCCAUCAUGGUUCUCAAAUGGCGCUAAAAAACUUGUUCGCCGCAUUCUUGAUCCCCACCCUCUUACUCGAAUAACGAUAGCCGAAAUUCAAGAAGAUGCAUGGUUCAAGAAGGGCUACACACCUGCUCAAUUUGAAGUGGAAGAGGAUAUAACUCUCGAUGAUGUAGAUGCCGCUUUUAGCAGCUCGAGGGAACAUCUUGUGACAGAAAGAAAAGAGAAGCCAAUGUCCAUGAACGCUUUUGAGCUCAUCUCUAGGUCACCUGGUUUCAGUCUUGAAAAUCUAUUUGAGAAGCAGAAGACUGUUACAAAGAGAGAAACCCGUUUUACUUCGCAAAGUCCUGCAAAUGAGAUCAUGUCGAAGAUUGAAGAAACGGCGAAACCGAUGGGGUUCAAUGUACGAAAACGGGACUACAAGAUGAAGUUACAAGGUGACAAGACUGGGAGGAAAGGACACCUCUCCAUAGCUACUGAGGUGUUUGAGGUGGCACCUUCCUUGCAUAUGGUGGAGCUUCGGAAGACGAGUGGCGAUACGCUCGAGUUUCACAAGUUCUACAAAAGUUUCUCUUCAGGAUUGAAAGACAUUGUGUGGAGAACUGAUGAAAAUACUGUUGAAGGGAGCUGAUCUUUCUCUCUAUCUCUCUCUCUCUCUCUCUCUCCUCAUAACGCCGUUUUGAAGUUGAUUCUUGAGAUGCAUUGCAGGUAUCUCCUGUCGUCCAAUCACCAACGUCGAAAAGAGAGGACUACAUAUUAUAGAAGCCUAAGGAAAUCUGUACUUUUUUUCUUGUUUCUCAAGAACUCGUUGAACACAGUAAUUGUACAAAUAAUCAAAGUUUCUGUAAUAAAAGAUUUGAUUUAACACUA